CACACUCCAGCGGACAGAGCAAAAGGAGUCCCUCCCUCACACUCAACCAGCACAAGAGACAGAAAAAAGUACUGAAUAUAAUUACUGGAAAGAUCAGAAGUUGAAGAUGCAGGUUUGCUCAGUCCUAGAGAAGAAAGGAGGCAGUGUGGUUGGAGCCGAGCUCAGCUGCAGCGUCAGGGAGGAAAACCCAAAUAAGAGGGAGAGUUACACCGCUGACUGGCGCAGCAUCAAUAUGAAGACACAACCUGAGGAUCGCCAGUCGAUGCUGAUGUCGGACGAUUCUCGGCGAGAGUCUCUAUCCCGUUAUUGGCAGGUGCGUCCUCUCCAUCAAGCCUGCCCAUCGGGUGUGCGAAGAGUCGGCACUCUGGACACAGGUGUAAGAGAGCACCAGCUAUUGCCCUACAGGAACAGCCUGCCCCUGCCCAUCUUCAAGCCUGCUGAACUGGGCGUCCGCCUGGGUCGCGGAGCUCCACACACCCUAGAGGAUCUGCCACCCUUCCGGGUUCCCGACGGAGUCUGUCCAGACAAGAGAGCAGUGGAACAGAUCACCAGAGACCUGCCGCCCGUCAAACCCAUGCGGAUGGAGUUCGCCAAGGCACCCAGAGCUCUGGGACGAUCAAUGUCUCAGGAGGCCCAGAGGGGCUGAAAAGCAGAAAGACAAAUAUGAGUCAAAGACUUUAUAGACUUUAUUAAAUAAUGAGGGGAUGGAGAGUGUUAGAGAGAGGGAUUGAGAAUGUAUAAACAGAUUUUGGCGAAAGUAAAUCAGCAAGUUUAGUGAGUGAAAUAAUGAUAAUAAUCAUAAUGAAAUAAUAUGCAAAUGCUAAAAUGUUCAUAAUGGCUGGGAAAAAAGAAAGAUGAAGAUGAAAUUGAUGGAAAGCCUAAUGGUUUUGUAUAGUGGGUUUUGAGUUGUAAAUAGUAUCUGCUUGUUUUGUAUUGUCAAUGUUCAAAGCACUUUUAUUUGAAAGGACAUAGGUUCAUGUUUUGAGCUUGUGUUGAUGUUUUUUCUGCAUGUAGUCAGGGUUGUUCAUGCAAAAGAGGAUGAAGUAAAAGAGAAAAAUAUUUAUUUUUUGUUAAAACUUAAUGCCAAAUAAGAAUUGCACUAUUUAUUGACUGUUGAUAAUUGUUGACUUGUUGAAAGCUGAUAAUCACUUUAAUAAAGUUUUAUCGGAUCAGG
Molecule: messenger RNA, 1174 nt
Organism: Danio aesculapii
Lineage: Eukaryota; Metazoa; Chordata; Actinopteri; Cypriniformes; Danionidae
Gene: tcap
Product: titin-cap (telethonin)
Exons: 2
Coding region: 107-646 (179 amino acids)
Biological process (GO): cardiac muscle contraction; cardiac muscle tissue morphogenesis; sarcomerogenesis
Cellular component (GO): Z disc
Molecular function (GO): structural constituent of muscle; titin Z domain binding; protein-macromolecule adaptor activity
Source: RefSeq, a predicted model, not a curated record